AUGCAGACACGUACCCUCCUCCAGCUCUUGCCGUUCUUCCUGGCACUCGUCAAUGCCGCUCCUAUCCAAGUCGAGGUACUCAAGCGCGACGAGGCUGAUGUCAACCUGGGCUUCAAACGUGAUGACGACACAUACUUGUACCUCAAGCGCGACGACGACACCUACUUGUACCUAAAGCGGGCUGAUGUUGAAGAGGCCAAGGUCGCCUUGGGUUUCAAACGCGACGACGAUACAUACCUGUACUUGAAGCGGGACGAGGCUGACGUCGACUUGGGAUUCAAGAAGCGUGAAGACGACACAUACCUCUAUUUGAAACGCGCUGAUGCCGAAGAGGCCAACGUCGACUUGGGGUUCAAGAAGCGUGAAGACGAUACAUACCUAUACCUUAAGCGUGACGAUGCUGAUGUUAAGCUUGGCUUCAAGCGCGACGAUGACACAUAUCUGUACCUGAAGCGUGGCGAGGCUGACGAAGCCAAUGUUGACUUGGGUUUUAAGCGCACCUAA
This is a messenger RNA of Zasmidium cellare ATCC 36951, 504 nucleotides long. RefSeq lists its product as uncharacterized. The record is from RefSeq and is a predicted model, not a curated record. NCBI's taxonomy places the organism in Eukaryota, Fungi, Ascomycota, Dothideomycetes, Mycosphaerellales, Mycosphaerellaceae. The transcript has 2 exons. Bases 1 to 504 code for a protein of 167 amino acids.